AUGUUCGCAGAUGAUAGUACUAAUAUAACAACAAAAGGUUCCAACGUAGAGGACAUUCAAACGCGUUUAAAUGAUGAUCUAGAACAGAUUCAUCAAUGGUUAUUGGCAAAUAAAUUGACUUUAAAUAAAGAUAAAACAGAAUACAUGAUAAUUGGUUCGCGACAAAGACUAUCAAAGAUUGAAACUGACCCUGUAAAUGAAUUAGGUGAAACAAAAAUUAAGCGUGUUAAGUAUUCGAAAACGUUAGGCAUUAUUAUAGAUGAUCAACUUUUGUGGAAAAAACAAGUGGAAACCACUGUAUUCAAGGUGUCUAAAGGUAUAGGUAUGCUGAGACGAAUAAAGAGUUGUGCCCCAAAAAGAACAUUGAUAAAUGUUUACAACGCGAUAAUACUGCCAUAUUUUGAUUACUGUAGCCUUGUUUGGACUAUAACUGCAGCGAAUAUCUGCGCGACAAAAUGCAGAAAAUGCAAAACAGGGCUGCAAGGGUCAUCACUGGUAGACCAUAUGAAAUAGCAACAAAAGAAAUAUUUGAGGAAUUAAAUUGGCAACCCUUAGCUGAUCGAUGGGAGAAAAAUAAGUUAUUGUUUAUGUAUAAAGCGAAAAAUAGUGAGCUACCAGAAAGUAUGAACCAACUGUUCGAAAUCGCUAAUAAACAAAACUACAAUUUACGCAGCAACGGUAAUGAUUUUCUUUUACAAAAGCCAAAAACAAAUUACCUGAAAAAAAGUAUCAGUUAUAAUGGAGCAAUAGCGUGGAACAAUUUGUCAAAUAAUGCAAAAGCAACAAAUAUGACAAUUGGCCAAUUUAAGGCUGCUCUCGACCGCAAAUAAUACGUGAUUUUCUUCUGUAAAUAUUUUUCUAUAUUUGAUAUUUCCUGCAUGUUAACUAAGUUACUUUAUAUUAUUCUGUAAAUAUCUUUCUAUUUGACAACAUUUCUUGCAUGUUAAAUCCUAAUUACGUUGUUGUGAUGUAAAUAAUGUAUAUUUUUAAUUUAAUAUUUUGUAAAUAUUUUAAACGGCCCCUUGGAAAUCAACUACCUAGGUGUGUUGAAGGGUUACCGUUUUUAAAUAAGAGUUAAUAAAAAUAAUAAUAAUGAAUAGUAUUAGCAAGAUAUGUUGCAUCUGCAUGCAUAGAUGAAAUAUCUUUAAAGACCAGCCUUAUUUAUGAUAUUUCUGCAGAUGAAGUCUUGGGAUUUGUAGAUUUAGGUGCUAUUAAGAAAUGUGAGCUCAUAGAAACAUCUGCCCUUGUGGUUAUGGCGUGUGGCAUGGCUGACAAAUGGAAGCAGCCACUUGGUUACUUUCUGGUGCAUGAAUCUUGCAAAGUAUUGAUAUAAAAAGAAUAUUGUUUGAUGCAAUGGACAAACUCGAUUCUAUUGGUCUGAAGGCGGUUGUCUGUGUUAUCUCUGAUUUGGGCUGAAACUUCCAAAAACUGACGAGGGAGCUAGGAGUGACACCAACACAAUCCUGGUUUCUUACCGAGUCUGGAAAAAGAUCAUCUUUCUUUAUGACCCACCACACCUCAUUAAGGCAGUCCGAAACAAUCUUAUGAAGUAUGAUUUCCACUUUGGUGGAGAAGUAGCUAGUUGGAAAGAUGUUAAGAGCUUGUAUGAUCGAGACUCGUCAUUGUCUAUUCGCUGUUGUCCAAAGUUGACUGACAAGCAUAUCAACCCAAAUGGGUUUACAAAAAUGAAGGUCAAACUAGCCACGCAAGUAUUAAGUCACAGUGUUGCUGCAGCUAUUUCCACAUAUGUAAGGCUGCAUGGGAGCCAUGUCGCGAGUUUAUCACAGCAUUUGAUAAAAUCUUUGACUGCCUAAAUAGUUCAUCUGUAAAAUGUCCUCAUGUAUCAGCUCAUGGUAAACUACACAGGAAAGCACUUUCUGAUAGUUCGGUCCAUCUAAAAUUUCUUACAGAUGAGGCCAUUCCAUUCUUAUCAUCUAUUAAAGUUAUUAAUAGAACCACUGGGGCUGAUGCCACAAACACCUUAAGAUGCUUAAAAGGAUUUCAAAUUACUUUGCAUGGUAUCCUGGCUUUAUGGUCUGAGUUGAGAAGUACUCAUUCAUUCAAGUUUCUUUUAACUAGGCGUUUGAACCAGGAUCCAUUGGAGAACUUCUUUGGCACUGUCAGACAACAAGGAGGCAAUUCUGGCAAUCCCACCCCUGGUCAAUUUCGCACGGCCUUCAAGAAGUUGUUUUAUGAUAACUUUCUUGUUUCUUCAGCAGGCAACUGCAAUGCAGAUUUUAAUUCAAUGUUGGUAGGAGCGCCAUCUCAGAAUGCGCUGUCUUCUCUCAGUAAAACCGUUCCUAAAACUGGGCCAUUUGGAGGGCUUUUGGCACCUGCAAGCAGUUUUGAUGACUAUGUUGUUACUCUUGAGGACACUUGA
This is a messenger RNA of Paramuricea clavata, 2380 nucleotides long. The record is from the annotation of a GenBank genome assembly. NCBI's taxonomy places the organism in Eukaryota, Metazoa, Cnidaria, Anthozoa, Malacalcyonacea, Plexauridae.